GGAAAUGCUAGAACUAGUGAUCUCACCCAGCCUCGCUGCAAACAGCCACUGCCUGGAUAAACCCACGGGGAACGGAGCUGCUGCUGCCGCCGGGCAAACGCCAGGGGACCACAAAGGCCUCCCCAGAUUGACUCCUCCCAGCGUGUCCCAGUUCUUGGCAAGGCCUGGCCCACGUGUCCUGUCCAGCCCAGCAUCCUCAGCCAUGGCAGCCUACGGCCAGACGCAGUACAGUGCGGGCAUCCAGCAGGCUGCCCCCUAUGCAGCUUACCCGCCUCCCACACAAGCCUACGGGAUCCCCCCUUACAGCAUCAAGACAGAAGACAGUCUGAACCAUUCCCCCAGCCAGAGUGGAUUUCUCAGCUAUGGCUCCAGCUUCAGCACCGCGCCCACUGGACAGAGCCCGUACACCUACCAGAUGCACGGCACAGCAGGCAUCUACCAGGGAGCCAAUGGACUGACCAAUGCGGCCGGAUUCGGGAGCGUGCACCAGGACUACCCUGCCUACCCCGGCUUCCCUCAGAGCCAGUACUCCCAGUAUUAUAGCUCGUCCUACAACCCUCCCUAUGUCCCAGCCAGUGGCAUCUGUCCUUCGCCCCUCUCCACGUCCACCUACGUCCUCCAGGAGGCAUCGCACAGUGUCCCCAGCCAGAGCUCUGAGUCACUCGCGGGUGAAUACAACACACACAACGGACCUUCCCCAGCAGCCAAAGAUGGAGACACAGACAAGCCGAACCGGGCCUCCGACGGGAAGCUCCGGGGCCGGUCUAAGAGGGGCAGUGACCCCUCCCCAACAGGGGACAGUGAGAUCGAGCGUGUGUUCGUGUGGGACUUGGAUGAGACGAUAAUUAUUUUUCAUUCCCUACUCACUGGGACUUUUGCGUCCAGAUACGGGAAGGACACCACAGCAUCCGUGCGCAUCGGCCUGAUGAUGGAGGAGAUGAUCUUCAACCUGGCAGACACGCACCUGUUCUUCAAUGACCUGGAGGACUGUGACCAGAUCCACGUGGAUGAUGUCUCCUCAGACGACAAUGGCCAAGAUUUAAGCACCUACAAUUUCUCCACCGACGGCUUCCACAGCUCAGCUCCAGGAGCCAACCUGUGUCUAGGCUCGGGCGUGCAUGGCGGCGUGGACUGGAUGAGGAAGCUGGCCUUCCGCUACCGGCGGGUAAAGGAAAUGUACAACACCUACAAGAACAACGUGGGCGGUUUGAUCGGCGCUCCCAAGAGAGAGACGUGGCUGCGGCUGCGAGCGGAGCUGGAGGCUCUCACGGACCUCUGGCUGACACACUCCCUCGAGGCGCUAACCCUCAUCCAGUCCCGGCCCAACUGCGUCAACGUGCUGGUCACCACCACUCAGCUCAUCCCUGCGCUGGCCAAAGUCCUGCUGUACGGACUGGGUUCUGUCUUUCCCAUCGAGAACAUCUACAGUGCAACCAAGACAGGGAAGGAGAGCUGCUUCGAGAGAAUCAUGCAAAGGUUUGGGAGAAAAGCAGUCUACAUUGUCAUCGGAGACGGCGUGGAGGAGGAGCAAGGAGCCAAAAAGCACAACAUGCCCUUCUGGCGGAUAUCCUGCCACGCUGACCUGGAAGCGCUGCGGCACGCCCUGGAGCUGGAAUACUUAUAG
Ochotona curzoniae (black-lipped pika) is the source of this 1624-nucleotide messenger RNA. It is a transcript of the gene EYA2, whose product is annotated as EYA transcriptional coactivator and phosphatase 2. The transcript is spliced from 15 exons. Gene Ontology annotation, cellular component: nucleus. The coding region runs from base 5 to 1624 and encodes 539 amino acids. The record is from RefSeq and is a predicted model, not a curated record. Gene Ontology annotation, biological process: cell differentiation; negative regulation of extrinsic apoptotic signaling pathway in absence of ligand; multicellular organism development. Lineage: Eukaryota; Metazoa; Chordata; Mammalia; Lagomorpha; Ochotonidae. Gene Ontology annotation, molecular function: protein tyrosine phosphatase activity.